ACGACCACGUAACGCGCUCUGCCAUUUGACUGCGCAUUAUCACUAUGGGGAGUUAACAUGAUGUUAAUGUCAGUGUUUCCCCCCACGUUUCGCGAACGCUUUCAGGCUGUGAACCGCGGUCAGCUCUCGUAGGAGUCCCCCCCCCGACGUCCGAAGCCAUGAGGCGGAGUAAGGCUGAAGUGGACCGCUACGUUUCCUCGGUACAGAGCUCGUCUCCUUCGCUCAAAGAGAAACCGGUCAAAGGAUUCUUGUUCGCCAAACUGUACUACGAGGCGAAAGAAUAUGAGCUCGCAAAAAGGCACGUGUCGGAGUAUCUCAAAGUGCAGGAGCGGGAUCCCAAAGCACACAAAUUCCUCGGACAGCUCUAUGAACGAGAGGGAGAGAUCAACAAGGCCAUCGGUUGCUACAAGCGCUCGGUGGACUUGAACCCAGUGCAGAGAGACCUGGUGCUGAAGGUUGCUGAGCUGCUGGUCAGUAAGGAGGACUGUGACAGCAGAGCAGAGUUCUGGGUGGAGAAAGCUGCAAAGCUCAUGCCCGGUUACCCAGAAGUCUUCAACUUAAAGGAGCGUCUGCUGAGUCGUCAGGGCCAGCAGGGCUGGAACCAGCUGUUCGACCUCCUGCAGGCCGAGCUGGCCGCGCGGCCUGCCGACGCUCACGUCAACGUGAAGCUGGUUCAGCUGUUCUGCCAGGAUGGCCGGCUGGACGAGGCCGUCAAACAUUGUCUGGCCACGGAGAAGAAGGGCUUGCUGCGCCACAGCCUGGACUGGUACAACGUGCAGCUGAACACUUUACAGGAAUAUCUGGCCCAGCCCAACGUCUCCAGUAACGAGAAGAUGUGUCGCCGUCUCCAGAGAGAGGUGCUGCUGGCUCACUGCAGCCUGCUGCGCAUCCGACUGUCUGAGAGCAGCGUGCAGCCAAGCCUGGAGGCUUUCAGGAGUUUUGACCAAGCCAUGCAGGCGAUGAGCAGCGUAGCGGCACGCUUCACCGACGAUCUUUUUGAGGUGUUUGUGGAGAUGCGGGCUCACCUGUACCUGCACGCUGCCACGCUGCUGCUGAAGAUGGCCCAGGAUCGGCAGCAGACCUGGCGGGCCGUCAUCGACCUGGCCGCCCUCUGCUACCUGCUGGCCUACCAGGCUCCCAGACCAAAGGCAAAAGUGACCAAAAGGGACCAGUCCGCCCCGCAGCUCCUGGAGCUGCUGGCCAACGACCGGCAGAGUCAGGCCGGACACAUGCUGUUCAAUCUGAGCACCGACGCUUUCACUUUAAUAAGAGAGGUGGUGGAGGCGUUUGGGAACCGUAGCGGUCAGGACUCUCUGUUUGAGCUCCUCUGGGGUCCGCAGGCUUUCCCCGCUUCCUCUUUCAUUGCCAACGAUGACAUCCACUCUCUCUGCUCUUUGGCUCCAGAGCUCCCUCAGCUGGCCAAGUUUGACACCGGCUCCAUCUUGUUGCACAGUGGUGAGUUGCAGCAUCUGAGCUGGUUGGGGCUGCAGUGGACUCUCCUGGACCAGAGGCCGCCCAUGAGGGACUGGCUGCAGCAGCUGUUCCCCAGGCUUACCCUGGAAACCUCCAAGUUGGACACAAAUGCACCAGAGUCCAUCUGCCUGCUGGACCUGGAGGUGUUUUUAUACGGAGUGGUUUUCUGCAGCCGCUGUCAGCUCCAGGACACGGCGAAGAUCGGCCGCAGCCUGAGCCCCCGGCAGCAGCAGCUCUUCGAGCCGCGCUGCCUCCCUCUUCCUCUCCUCCGCCUCCUGACCACGGACCGACAGAGGGAGUGGUGGGACGCCAUCUACAGCCUCAUCCACAAACGAGCAGCUCCUUUGACGUCGGCCAAGCUGCGAAUGGUCGUGCAGCACGGACUGAGCACUCUGAGAGCCGGGGAGAAACACGGGCUUCAGCCGGCGCUGGUCAUCCACUGGGCGCAGAGUCUCAGCCAGACGGGCGAUGGACUGAACUCCUACUACGACCAGAAGGAGUACGUCGGCCGCAGCGUCCACUACUGGCAGGUUGCGAUGCCCAUGUUGGAGAAAAUAAAACUCCGACGUGGAAUAGCAGAGCCGCUGGACCCCCUCUUUAUACAUUUUACAUCCAAGGACAUUCAGAUUUCUUCUGUGAAAGGUUACGAAGAGGAGGCCAAGAUCGCUUACGCUGUUCUUCUGGACAUCGAAGGCAGAACAGAGGAGGCGAUCGCAACGUUGGAAAGCAUCAAUAACAUGUCGUCCACCUGGCAUUUAGCGCAGAUAUAUCAGCGCCUGGCAGAAGAGGCCAGCAAUGGUGUGGAGGAGACCCAGGACAGGUGUAUGACCUUUCUAAGGAAGUUCAGGAACUACUUGUCUAAAAUCUACAAUGCCAACGCAGAAGACAUCGAGAAGCUUCCUGUGUCCAUGGAGGAAGUGGUGGACCUCCUGAACGAUGUAAAUCAGCAGCUGGGUGAAACCGGGGAGAACCUGGAGGAAGAGGAGGAGCUGGAGGUUCGGCGAGGGCCGACUCACUCCAGCCCCGCUCGCCUCUCAGAAACCAGCGCCACCAUCUCGCACAUUAAGUUUGCUUCUCCCUCUCCGAGCAAAAGCAUCGUUUCUCCUUCCAAAAGACUGAUUUCACCAAAGACGCCACCUCACUGGGUUGAGGACCAGAAAAGUCUCCUUCAGAUGUUAUGUCAGCAAGUGGAAGCCCUCAAGAAUGAGGUUCAUGAUCUGAAACACAACGCAUCAGUGAAUUCCGGCUCUCCUCAUCAUAAGAUGUACGGUGAGACCUACAGGGCGGAGAGCUUGCAGGAGCCCUUUACCCCCGUCCAGCCCUACCAUGGCGCCCCCCUAACAGUUGCCACCACAGGCCCUCCUGUUUAUUACAACCAGUCUCCUGCUUAUAACUCUCAGUAUCUGCUGCGGACAGCUGCAAACGUAACCCCCACCAAGGGUCCGAUGUACGGCGUGAACCGCAUGCCGCCGCAGCAGCACAUGUACGCCUACCAGCCGCCCACUCACACGCCUCCGCUGCAGACGGCCCCGCCCUGCAUCUACCCGCCGCAGGAGCAAGUUUUCGGCUCCCCCCUCCGGUUUGAAUCCCAAGCCACCGGCCUUCUUUCUCCCUACAGCGAGGAAUAUUAUGGCCAGAGCGUCGCUCAGCAGACUAACCCAACUCUGCCCGAGCCCGGCUACUUCACCAAGCCCUCCGUAGUCCCUGUCCAACCACCGAAGGGUAUGGAGGGGAAGCCCGUGGACUUUGGGAGGCUUUCCUUCAGCCAGCAGGCUGCGGCCGAAGUCCCCAGAGUGCCGAGCUUUGGAGCAGGGGCCGUUGGUCAGUCCACAUCCACGCCCGCUUUCAAAUUCAACUCCUUUGCCAAAUCCCAGGAAAGAGAUUUGGGUUUCUCUGCUUCCCAGACGAGGCAGAGUGAAAGUUUGCUCGGCCUCCUUACGUCCGACCUGCCCCCGAAAACCGACGGGGUUGUUCCAGAAAAGCCGCCGGGGCAGGAGCAGCAGAGCAUCUUCACCUUCGGUCACAAGAACAUGAGCGGCUUCUCGUUUGCCGAUUCCACUCAGAGCCAAGCGGCGGGAGGUCUGUUCGGCAAGGCGGACCAGCCGUUCAAGUUCGGCGACGCAGUCGGCCCGGCGUUCGGCGUCGACAAGAUGGCGGAGCUGGAGAAGGUGGCCGAGAGCGACGAGAGCGCCCACGCCGAGGAGGACGAGGACGGCCCUCACUUUGAGCCGAUCGUCCCGCUCCCCGACAAGGUGGACGUGAAAACGGGCGAGGAGGAGGAGGAGGAGAUGUUUUGCAACCGGGCAAAGCUGUACCGCUUCGACGCCGAGACGAAAGAGUGGAAAGAACGAGGGAUCGGCAACGUCAAGAUCCUGAAGCACAACACUAAGGGGAAGGUCCGCCUCCUGAUGAGAAGAGAGCAGGUCCUCAAGAUCUGCGCCAAUCACUACAUCACCUCGGACAUGCUGCUGAAGCCCAACGCCGGCUCAGACAAGUCCUGGGUGUGGAACGCCAUCGACUACGCAGACGAGGAGCCCAAGCCCGAACAGCUGGCCAUCCGCUUCAAAACCGUGGACGAGGCGGCUCUCUUCAAAUCCAAGUUUGAGGAGGCGCAAAAGGUGGAGCUCAAGUCGCCAGAGAAGCAGAAACGGCAAGAGAAGAAGGAGGAAAGCUCGAAGGAUUCGGACUCGCUGGCAGCGCGGUUUGCUCCUAAAGAAGGCGAGUGGGAGUGCUCUGUGUGCUGCGUGCGAAACAAAGCCGCGGCGGCGCAGUGUGCGGCGUGCGGCACCGCCAAUCCCCAGGCUUCAUCCAAACCAGAGCUUCAGAUGACUGGCCAAAGCAAAGCCGGUCCGUUCACCUUUAAAUUCGGCACGGAUUCCUCAAAGCCGAGCGGCUCAAGCUCCACGUUUACCGGAUUCGGCUCUUUUGGGACUUCAGUUCCCUCCUCGUUCACAUUCGGCGGCGCCGCCGGCGGCAGCAGCUCCUCCUCCUCCUCGAAGCCCGCUGACAAAACAUCCGGCCCGUUCGGUUUCAGCGUCGGCUCACCGUUUGCCGCCAAGAAGCCAGAGCAGUGGGACUGCGCCGCGUGCUCCGCAAAGAACGAGGCGGCGACAGACGGCUGCGCUUCUUGUAAAGCUCCUAAAACUGCAGCCAAAGCGCCGCAGAUCGCUCCGGCAGCGGAGGCUCCCGCGUCGACACCGGCUCCCGCCGCCGCCGUCGACGCGGGAUUUGCCGCACGCUUCGGCAAGAAACCCGGACAGUGGGACUGCAGCGUUUGCGAAGUGAGAAACGAAGCGUCUGCCGACCGAUGCGUUUCCUGUCAGAGUCCAAACGCGGCUUCCAAGUCAGCCGCCGCGGCGCCGGCGGCAUCGAGCGCGGCGGCGGGCUCGGCACUCGGAGUCGAUUCUACCAAGAAGGACGGGCAGUGGGACUGCAACGCCUGCCUGGUCAGAAACGAAGCCUCGGCGGCCGAGUGCGUCUCCUGCCGCUCUCCAAAUCCCAAUCCGCCUUCUUUGGCGGCCGUGUUUGGCAAGAAGGAAGGCGAAUGGGACUGCGACGUGUGUCUGGUGAGAAAUAAGGCGUCUCUGAGUGAAUGCGUGGCCUGCAAGACCCCCAACCCUAACGCCAAAAGCACAAGCACACCCGCCCCGUCUGCCUCCUCUUUCAGUUUUAACUUUGGAGCCAAGAGCUCGUCGACUCAGCCCGCCGGCGCCGCCUUUGCUUUCGGCAGCGGCGGCGCGUUUCAGUUCGGCCAAAAUAAGGAAAAGGCCUCGGCGUCUGCUUUCAAGUUCGAAGCUCCCCAGACAGCGCCGGCCACGACGAGCUCCUCCAGCUUCUCUUUCUCGUUGCCCGUCUCCGCCGGCGGCUUCAAGUUUGGCGUCCAGGACCCCGCCGGCGCUUCGGGCUCCACCGACGAGCCGACUCAGUCAGGGUUCGCCUCCAGCGUCCUUAAAAACAUGGCCGACAAACACAAGGAGAAGGAGAGCGCGUCUACCUCCGCGGAGCAAACGGAAAUCGAUCAGAACCCGUUGGUUUCAGGAAAGGCCGACGCGUUCAGUUUCGCAGACUUGGCCAAGUCCUCCGAGGGCGCCUUCAAGUUCGCCCAGGCAGAUCCCGGUUUCAGAGGCUUCUCCGGGGCGGGGGCGAAGGUGUUCUCGGCCCCGCAGGCGACCCCCACCAAGGCGGAGGCCUCGAACGAGCCGGAGGACGAGGGCAUGUAUAAAACGGAGGAGCACGACGACAUCCAGUUUGAGCCGGUGGUCCAGAUGCCCGAGAAGGUGGACCUGGUGACGGGCGAGGAAGACGAGCAGGUCCUGUACUCCCAGCGCGUCAAGCUCUUCCGCUUCGACGCCGCCUCCGGCCAGUGGAAGGAGCGCGGCGUCGGCACGCUGAAGUUCCUGAAGAACAACGCCAACGGCCGGCUGCGGGUGCUGAUGAGGAGGGACCAGGUGCUGAAGGUGUGCGCCAACCACUGGAUCACCACCACCACCAACCUGAAGCCCCUGGCCGGCUCGGACAAGGCCUGGAUGUGGCUGGCCAACGACUUCUCCGACGGCGGCGCCAAACUCGAGCAGCUGGCCGCCAAGUUCAAGACGACGGAGCUGGCGGAGGAGUUCAAGGAGCGGUUCGAGGAGUGCCAGCGGCUCCUCCUGGACAUCCCGCUGCAGACGCCCCACAAGCUGGUGGACACGGGCCGCACGGCGCACCUCAUCAAGAAGGCCGAGGAGAUGAAGUCCGGUUUGAAGGACCUGAAGUUGUUUCUGACCGACGAGAAUACAAAGAUCCAAGAGGACGACCCGCAGGGAGACUCCGCCGCCGCCGCGGGAGAAACCUCCGGUCUGGGGGUGCGGCCCCACGGCGAGGCCGGCCCCGCCCUGGAGUGGGACAACUACGACCUGCGGGAAGAAGCUCUGGAUGACACCGCCGACUCGUCGGUCUACACCACCCCGGCGUCCAGCAGCCCCCUGAGGAAGAACCUCUUCCGCUUCGGGGAGUCGUCCGGCGGCUUCAGCUUCAGCUUCCAGCCCAGCAUCAGCCCCUCCAAGUCCCCCGCCAAGCUCAACCUGAGCCGGGCCUCGGCGGGCACCGACGAGGAGCAGGACGCCGCCGCGCAGGACGACGAGCGAGACGGGCAGUACUUCGAGCCCGUGGUGCCGCUGCCGGACCUGGUGGACAUCUCCACGGGGGAGGAGAACGAGCAGGCGGCCUUCAGCCACCGGGCCAAACUGUAUCGCUACGACAAGGAGGCGAAGCAGUGGAAGGAGCGCGGCAUCGGCGACCUCAAGCUCCUGCAGAACUACGACAGCAAGCGCGUGAGGCUGGUCAUGCGGCGGGACCAGGUGCUGAAGCUCUGCGCCAACCACUGGGUCUCCGCCGCCAUGAGGCUGGAGCCCAUGAAGGGCGCGGAGAAGGCCUGGGUGUGGAGCGCCGUGGACUUCGCCGAGGAAGGCGACGGGCGAGUUGAGCAGCUGGCCGUGAGGUUUAAGACGCAGGAGACGGCGGACGCGUUCAAACGGGUCUUCGAAGAGGCCAAGGAGGCACAGGAGAAAGGAGAACUCAUGACUCCGGCGGCAUCGAGGGUCGCCGCCACACCAGAGCGAGGGGCGGCGGCGGAGUCGUCGUCGUCUGAAGGCACAACGGCGUCCGUUUGUGGGCAGGCGGCCAUUGCGGUUCUGGAGGAGACGACGCGGGAGCGCACGUCCACGCCUCCUCCUCCUGCUCCUCCUGCCGCCGCUGGCUCUCAGAGUCCAGCCAAUCCCAUGAAGACCGUGGUGUCGCCCCCCAAGUUUGUUUUCGGCUCCGACUCGGUUCAGAAGAUCUUCGGCUCUCCUAAAUCGGAGUCCCAGGCGUCUGCGUCUGUGCUGGCUCUGAGCGCCAAAGAUGGUGGCAGCUCAGCCAAGCCGGCGCUUCCUGCUCCAGCAUUCAAGAUGCAUACAGGGCUGGAUUUUAGGCUUUUCAAAGAUAACCCAAUGGCCUUUUGGACCAGCACAUCCACCGUCCAAUUUGAGAGCCCAGGCUCUCCUCAGGCGGCGGCGGCGGCGUCCGGCUCCUCGGGGUCGGACGACGACUCUGACGUGGAGGUGGUGUACGUCAGAGAGCCCACAGCCGAGCAGGCGGCGUUAGCCAGGAAGCUAAUGCUGCCUCCCACCUUCUUCUGCUACAAGAACGAGCCAGGCUACGUCAGCGACGACGAUCCCGAUGAUGAAGACUUUGAGUCAGCUGUAAGAGCCUUGAAUGGGAAGCUUUACGCUGAUCCUCCUGCAGCAGCAGCUGCAGCAGCAGCCUGUGCUGAGGAGCCAGACUGUCAGUUCGUUUGGGAGAAGCAGCCGACGCCAGAGGAAGAAGACAAGGCCAAGAGCCUCCAGCUUCCGCCCACGUUCUUCUGCGGCCUGAGCACCACAGACAGCGACCUGGACGGUGACGAGCCUGAAGACUUUGAGACAGAACUCCUCAAAGCCCGUCAAGACCUGGCUGCCCAGUUAAACACAGCUGCGCCGGUCUCAAGCGUUCUUCCAGAACCCUCACAAGACUCUGCGUCGGUCCCGUCCACCAGCCGCGCAGAGGCUGCAGACGCCAAACCCCCCACGGCGGACGAGCUGCCGGUGGACAAACCCGCAGACGGCCGCAGUGAAACUCCCAGCAGCAGCUCUCCUAUCGACCUGUCCACUAAGAAGAGUCCAGAACCGGAGUCCAGAACCGAGGCGGAGGCUCCAGCUUCAUCCGCCCCAACACCUGCUCUGGACGCCUUCGGCUUCAACUCACUCGGCGGAUUUUCCUUCGCCGACCUGGCCAAGAACACCGAAGGAUUUGCGUUCGGGUCUAAAGAUGCCAAUUUCUCAUGGGCAAACGCCGGAGCCACGGUAUUUGGGCCUGCGGUGUCCUCCGAGGUCAAGAACGCCGCCAACGAGGAGGGAAGUGACGAAGAGGAUGCUUCUAACAACACAGACAUUUACUUUGAACCCAUUGUUUCUCUACCUGAGGUGGAGACCAAGUCCGGCGAGGAAGACGAGGAAAUCCUGUUCAAGGAGCGAGCCAAGCUCUACCGAUGGGACCGUGACCUUGGCCAGUGGAAGGAGCGCGGCGUCGGCGACCUGAAGAUCCUCUUCCACCCGACCAAACACUUCUACCGCAUCCUGAUGCGAAGAGACCAGGUGCUGAGGGUCUGCGCCAACCACACCAUCUCGCAGUCGAUGGAGCUCAAGCCCAUGAACACCUCGGCCAACGCGCUGGUCUGGACCGCCACCGACUACUCUGACGGCGAUGGAGUGGUGGAGCAGCUCGCCGCCAAGUUCAAAACCGCUGAGAUAGCCGAGUCGUUCCAGAGGACGUUCUGCGAAUGCCAGAGCCGCUGCGGCCAGACCGACGACGACGCGGCGGCGGCCUCGGCGCCGCACAUGUCCAGAGUCCAGGAGCACUCCCAGGAGACCAACCCGCUGGUGUUUCUGCGGGUGGCGGCUGACGGGGAACCGCUGGGCACCAUCACCAUUGAGCUCUUCUCGCAUAUUGUUCCCAAGACGGCGGAGAACUUCAGGGCUCUGUGCACCGGAGAGAAAGGUUUCGGGCUGAAAAACUCCGUCUUCCAUCGGGUCAUACCGGACUUUAUGUGUCAGGGGGGCGACAUCACCAAGAGCGACGGCACCGGCGGCAGAUCCAUCUACGGCGGCGCGUUCGAGGACGAAAACUUCGACGUGCGGCACACGGGCCCGGGCAUCCUGUCGAUGGCCAACCGCGGGCGGGACACCAACAACUCCCAGUUCUUCAUAACGCUGAAGAAGGCGGAACACUUGGACUUCAAGCACGUGGCGUUUGGCUACGUCCGGGACGGGAUGGGCGUGGUGCAGCGGAUGGGAGAGCUGGGCACCAAGGGAGGCGUCCCCGCUAAGAAGCUGGUCAUCACAGAGUGCGGACAGCUGUAGCCGCUGGGAAAACUUGAGGUUCCGGCGCUUCCUGGAUCAUAAAACUAUUUCCAAGUGAAACGUGUCCGCUGUGUUUCUUGAAGUCGGAAACGAGUCCAGCAGUGGAGUCGCGCGUCGUUGGGGCCGAGGCUUGAAGCGUCACCGCUGGCUGCUUUUGCAUUUUAAUCAUUUCUCAGAUGUUUAUUUUUGUGUGUAUAAUUGUAAAUGAAUACUUUUUUUUUUUUUUUUGUCUCAUUCUUGUCCUCCUUGUUUAGGGUCUUUCAUUUUUUUGAAUGAUUCUUUACAUAUUUGGGCUUUGUUUGGUUUCUAACCAUCCCCCACCACUGCAAAUGUGUUUUUUUUUUGUUUUUUUUUUUUUCCUAUAGGACACGCCUGUUUACUGUUCUUGAUGGGGGGGGGGGAAAUAAUGUUACAGUGCAGAUAAUUACACUUAUAAAACCCACACACUGAAUUAAUCUCACUGUUUUCCCCCAUCCAGCGAAGGUUGGCUUGAUGGGUUUUACUGGGGAGAUUCAGCUCCUGGAUGGAUUGAGAUGACCAAGAAAUGUUGCUUGGUCUACUGGAAUAAUUUGAUGGUAAAUGACAAAUAAAUUUGCUUUACAAUUAA
Fundulus heteroclitus (mummichog) is the source of this 9996-nucleotide messenger RNA. It is a transcript of the gene ranbp2, whose product is annotated as RAN binding protein 2. Gene Ontology annotation, cellular component: nuclear pore; cytoplasm. The record is from RefSeq and is a predicted model, not a curated record. NCBI's taxonomy places the organism in Eukaryota, Metazoa, Chordata, Actinopteri, Cyprinodontiformes, Fundulidae. Gene Ontology annotation, biological process: protein peptidyl-prolyl isomerization; NLS-bearing protein import into nucleus. Gene Ontology annotation, molecular function: peptidyl-prolyl cis-trans isomerase activity; protein binding; GTPase activator activity.